Molecule: messenger RNA, 2310 nt
Organism: Entamoeba histolytica HM-1:IMSS
Lineage: Eukaryota; Evosea; Mastigamoebida; Endamoebidae
Product: heat shock protein 70, putative
Exons: 2
Coding region: 1-2310 (769 amino acids)
Biological process (GO): cellular response to hypoxia; negative regulation of hypoxia-induced intrinsic apoptotic signaling pathway; endoplasmic reticulum unfolded protein response
Cellular component (GO): endoplasmic reticulum chaperone complex
Molecular function (GO): ATP-dependent protein folding chaperone; ATP binding
Source: RefSeq, a predicted model, not a curated record
AUGACACACAAUAUCAAGUUAAUACUUGUAUUUUUUUCUCUUCUUGCAGUCUCUUUUGCUGCUAUUGUUGGAAUGGAUGUAGGUACACAAUUUACAAAAACUGCUUUUAUUGGACCAAAGAAAGUAGAUAUUGUAGAAAAUGAAGAGUCUAAAAGAAAAGAUCCUACAUUAGUUGGUCUUGACUUAAGUGGUAGAAGAGUUUUUGGUACAAAAGCUCAAAAAUUAGCAUUUAGUUCACCAAAAAGAAUUUUUAUGUAUUCAAAUAAAUUAAUUGGAAAAUCAUUCAAUGAUCCUUUUCUAGAAUAUCUUCAAUCUUUCAUUCCAUCAGAAAUAGUUCCACAAAAUAAUACUCGAAUGUCUAGUCCUCCAGUAUAUCAAGUAGGUAAUAUUACAUUGUCAGCAGAAGAAGUUACUGCUAUGAUGAUUCAAAGACAAUUGAAACAUGUUAAAACACAAUACCAAACAACUGUAACUGAUGGAGUCUUAACUGUAUCACCAUCAAGUACACCAAUUGAGAGAUAUGCAUUAGUUCAUGCAGCUAAAUUAGCAAAACUUCAACCAAUUGCAUUAGUUAAUUCACCAAUGGCAUUUGCUAGUUCAUUAGCUGUUAAUAGGGAUUUAUUUGAAGUACCAACAAAUGUAUUAUUUAUUGAUAUUGGAGCUACAUCAGUAGAUAUUGGAGUAUUUAAUUUUAGUUCAGAGUCAAACACAACAGGAGCAAUCAAAGCAUUAGGAUAUUACACAUCACCAUAUUUUGGAGGACAUAAUUUUGAUAAAGUAAUUGCUGAUAUUGUUUUCAAAAGAGUUCAAAACCAAGUAAAUGUCUCUGAUGAAAAAGGAGGAUUAUAUAGACAAAUUUUACAACAAUCAGAAAAAGCAAAAAUAGUUUUAAGUGUAAAUAAAGAAACUAGUGUUAAAGUUAUUUUACCAGGAGGAAUUGAUUGGUCAACACCAAUUACUUUAAAAGAAUUUGAAGAAGCAAGUGAAGAAGUAAGAAAGAGAUUAGAUAAUAUUCUUGAAGAAGCAAUAGAAUUUAUUGGAAUCAAAAAAGAAGAUAUAAAUAUGGUACAAUUACUUGGAGGAGGAAUGAGAGUUCCAAUGGUAUUAAAAACUAUUACAGAAUAUUUUGGAGAAGAAAAAAUUAAUAGAAAUGUAGAUGCACAAGAAGGUGGAGCAUUUGGAGCAGCAUAUUAUGCAUUAAUGCAAGGACUUGGAAGAAUGAAAAAGCAAUAUAAAAUUAAAGAUUUUGUACCAAUUGAUUGGUAUAUUAAUUCACCAUAUCUUGAUAAAGAAUUUAAAUUAUUUAGUCAUAAAUGGAAAGUAGAUUCAAUGAGAACAGUUUCAUUUAAUAAAGUUAAUAAUACUAAAGAAUUUAAUUUUACAAUUUCAUAUUCAAUGAUGGGAAGUAAAGAUAAAGUUGCAUAUAUGGUAGGUAUUGGAAAUCAAUUUAAUUUAAAUCAAACAUUAAAUGAAAGGGGAAUUGAUAUUAGUUUAACAUUUAAAUUAAAUUCAUAUGGAUUAGUUGAUAUUUCUAAAAGUGAAAUGAAAUACACUGCAUGGACUAAUUGUACUGAAAAGAAAUAUAAAGUUAUUAAUGUUACAGAAGAAGUAAAUGAAACAGAAAAUAAUUCAACAGAAAAUAUACCAAAAACAGAAAAGGAAAGUAUUAAAGAAGAAAUUGAAAUUGAAGAAGAAAUUAUUGAAAAUGGUAAAGAACAAAUAAAUGAAGAAAACAUUGAAAUUAAAGAAGAAGAAAUUAAUAAUAAUGAAACAGAAAAUCAUAAUGAAACAAAGAAAACAAAAAUAACACCAAAAGUUGAAUGGGAAGAACAUAUUUUUGAAUGUGCUAAGAAUGAAACAAGUAGAUUUAAUUUCUUUAUAUUAUAUCAUCCAUUAAUUAGUUUUAUGAGUAGAAAUUAUCAACGAUCAAAAGAAAUAUUAAAAUGGUUUGAUGAUAUUGAUGAAUCAUUUAAACAAAUUGGUGAAAUGAUUAAUAACUUUGAAUCAACUUUAUAUGCAUUAAAAAAAGAAGUUAUUGAAAAUGAAAGUCUUGAAAAAGAAAAGAAAGAAGAAUUUUUAAAGAAAAUAAAUGAACAACAAGAAUUUUUAGAAUUUAAUACUAUUGAUGAUAUUGAAUUAGAUGAAUUCACUAAAAGAGCAGAAGUUAUUAAAUCUAUUACUGAAUUCCUUCAUCCUGAACUAUAUGAAAAAGUUAAAGAUAAACAACUUAAUGAAACUGUAAUAAACAUGACUGAAGAAAAUCUUGUCACUAAUUCAGAAAAUGGUACUGAACCAAAGACAGAACUUUAA